GCCAUCCCUGAACUGGUCCCUCGUCCCCGUGACUGUGGCAUCAGGGAAGCGAACUGUUAGGCGAGAGGAGGAGGCAGUCAGAACCUUAUCCCGUUCUCCCCCCGGGGCUGGGGCCGGGCCGGGCCAGGCCGGCUGAGCCGGGGGAGGGCCGGGGGAGGGAGCGCCCGGCCGGGCUGGCCUGUCUGCCGAGAUGGAUGACAGUAAGGUGGUUGGAGGUAAAGUGAAGAAGCCUGGCAAACGUGGUCGAAAGCCAGCCAAAAUUGACUUGAAGGCAAAACUUGAGAGGAGCCGGCAGAGUGCAAGAGAAUGCCGGGCCAGAAAAAAACUGAGAUAUCAGUAUUUGGAAGAGUUGGUAUCCAGUCGGGAAAGAGCCAUUUGUGCCCUCAGAGAGGAACUGGAAAUGUACAAGCAGUGGUGCAUGGCAAUGGACCAAGGGAAAAUCCCUUCUGAAAUAAAGGCCCUACUCACUGGAGAGGAGCAGAACAAAUCUCAGCAGAACUCAAGCAGGCACAUGAAAGCUGGGAAGACAGACGCUAACAGCAACUCCUGGUGAAGAACAUAUAAAAUGAUGAGUCAGUGAUUGAAGCCAAUAUUCUGAUUCUUAUGGAGGAUGAAUAGGCAAGAUUGUACUUCUUGGCUCCAUUUACUACCUGCUGCUCAGUCAUCUCUGUAAAUUUGCAAUUUCUACCAAAAUAUGUGAUCAUAGAUCUCAAAGGAUUUUGCUUUAGUUUUCAACACUUAGAAAAUUUACAAGCAUUCAGACCUGUUCUGGUUGGUAUUGCCACCCAUAGCAUUUAACAUGUUGCAAUGCUUGAAAGUACAGUAGAGAGAAUGAGUGAAGAUUAUAUUUUUUGCACCUCAACUCCACAUUGCUUUAUUGGUUAAUUUAUAUUCUUUCCAUGUAAUUCAUGUAAUUGUGUGUGUAUGUGUGUUUAGGUGUCACUUCCUUUCAUGUUUUUGAUUGCCCUACAAAGAGAAACCAAAUGGGCUGAUUACUGACUAUAAGUUCUCAGCCUUUAUGGACCUAAUCUUAUUUCUUUAUAUUUACUUGAGUAAUGUUUAUUUUCUCCAUGAACCAUUUCUCCUGUGAGCCAUUCCAGCAUAAGCUGUGAGUAUGUAUUAACAAAUAUAUACAUUUCUAUUUUUAUAAUCCGUAAUGAUAUGCCCGUUUUAAAUAAUGUACACAUUAACAAAAUCCAUCAAGAAAGCCCUUAAGAUAGCCUCUAUUUAAAACUUUUGUUGCCGUCUUUUCUAACUGUAUUUAUACAGGUUUGCUAGGGCCUAAUUUGUACUUGGAGAAUAAUUAGUCAAACUUUAUUUUUAAAUAAGAAGUAACCUGUUAGGCAUUUCAGUAACAUACAUCGUCUUGACAACCCAUACAGUGUGUUUCUAUUGUAUGUCUAUAUAUGUAUAUGGGGAGGGCAGGAGUGAAUGUUCACACACAUUUCGUUGUGUAACCACCUAAUUUGGAGAAUUUUUCUAAAGAAAAUAGGAUGGAAUUAGCUGCUGAGAUGGAGUUUCUGCCUCAAGAGAUCUGGAACGAAAUGAGGGACACAUUGCUGGUGGAUCUAAUGGCGGUAGCCAUAACCAGAACACUUAGUUUCUUCCCUGAUUUGAGUUUCCUUAUGAAUGUAUUCUGAGCCAGAGAGAAACACACUGUGGG
This is a messenger RNA of Lipotes vexillifer (Yangtze River dolphin), 1663 nucleotides long. RefSeq names its product cAMP responsive element binding protein like 2 (gene CREBL2). Gene Ontology annotation, molecular function: DNA-binding transcription factor activity. Lineage: Eukaryota; Metazoa; Chordata; Mammalia; Artiodactyla; Lipotidae. Gene Ontology annotation, biological process: regulation of DNA-templated transcription. The record is from RefSeq and is a predicted model, not a curated record. The coding region runs from base 191 to 553 and encodes 120 amino acids. The transcript has 4 exons. Gene Ontology annotation, cellular component: nucleus.